AUGGAUCAAAGCGAGGAGCGACCGUAUGCGCUUAGCGUCGUGCGUCUUUCCUUCCAUCCCGACCAUCGCGAUAAAAUAGACACCUCUGAACAAUGGUACAAAGUUAUGGACACGAUCAAACACCAGCUCAAUUUUGGCUAUGUUUGUAAAGGAGAAUCGAUUGAUGAUGAACUUGAUGUCGUUCUGAUUAUUGCCUGGGAAAAUGGCGCUAGACCACCAGCCGCUUUCCUCUCAGGAAAUCUCGAUUGUAUUUUCGAGCCCCUCAGCCGUUUUGUCGCCAAGAAGCCUCAAAUUAUGGUUACCCUCUAUCGUAGGAUGCGGGGACAUAAUAUUAGAGAAUUCACCACUCGCGGAGCCGGUAUGCAGUUCAUGGCGGAAAUCAUGACAAUUCGAGGACCAGUCCAUGUAAUCGAGCCCGCCUUGAGGGAAAUCGAGAGCGAUAUCCGAAGUUACUUAGACACGCAAAUGAUUGCAUUUGAUUUCUACGAUAUUACGGAUUCCUCUUUGAUGCAUGGGUCUCUUUUCCAUGUGGGUGAUGAUUGUAAGGAACACUCUGGUGAAGAUGAAGUCAGCUUCGUUUUCCAUUUAGAGUGGCGGGGCCAAGAACAGCGCAAGGAAUUCCACGAUGCUGAUAUCCCCGAUCGCGCUCUACCCCCCCACUUACAAGAGCACUUUCCAAGCAAUUUCUGGCAAGAAACUGUUGUCGAACGACUGGAGAAAGUGGGCGCUACCGCUUCGUCAUGGACUUAUCACAAGGGAGAGAUUGCCCGUGACGAGAAGGAUAAAGAGGUAAAGUCAGCUAGUUUCAUAAGGCCGCUUAGGCCCCCGUCAUACGCACUCGAGUUAACCUAUGUCUACAUGUACCUACCUGCCUCUAGUAUCCAUCCAUGGACGACAGUAGUGGCGAGCUGUAACGUAUAUGCCAUCAGCAAACUGAAAUCCCAUCUCCAAAUUCUUGCUUGGUGCUACCUACUAAAUAUCUAA
Molecule: messenger RNA, 984 nt
Organism: Trichoderma virens Gv29-8
Lineage: Eukaryota; Fungi; Ascomycota; Sordariomycetes; Hypocreales; Hypocreaceae
Exons: 3
Coding region: 1-984 (327 amino acids)
Source: RefSeq, a predicted model, not a curated record